AUGCAGCUGUGCGGCCGACAGAAGCUAGUCCAGCGCAAGAUGGUGCUACUAGGCGACGGAGCCUGUGGCAAGACAUCAGCGCUGAACGUGUUUACACGCGGUUGUUCUCGGCUUAUGCGCCCAGAUAUCUUUGUCGAUAACAUACACGUUGAGCUUUCGCUAUGGGAUACUGCCGGCCAGGAGGAAUUCGAUCGCCUGCGCGCGCUGUCGUAUGAGGAUACCCAUGUGCUUAUGCUCUGCUUUAGUGUCGACAGCCCAGACUCAUUCGAGAACGUCUCGUCGAAAUGGAUCGCGGAAAUUAAUGAGAACUGCCCUGGUGUGCGGGUUGUCUUGACGGCGCUGAAGUGCGAUUUGCGCAAAGACGAGGACCUCAAUGAUAACCCGAAUGCUAUUAGCUUUGACCAGGGUCUGGCGAAGGCGAAGGAAAUCGGUGCCGUGAAGUACUUGGAAUGCUCGGCCGUGCAAAAUCGCGGUAUCAGAGAGAGCUUCUAUGAAGCUGCCAAGGUUGCUCUUGAGGUCAAGCCCGCUGGGGCUUCGGCUUCCGGCUCUUCAUGUGUCAUCCAAUGA
This is a messenger RNA of Penicillium brevicompactum, 567 nucleotides long. It is a transcript of the gene rho3, whose product is annotated as Rho family GTPase RHO3. Gene Ontology annotation, molecular function: GTPase activity; GTP binding. Gene Ontology annotation, biological process: small GTPase-mediated signal transduction. The transcript is spliced from 5 exons. The record is from RefSeq and is a predicted model, not a curated record. Bases 1 to 567 code for a protein of 188 amino acids. Lineage: Eukaryota; Fungi; Ascomycota; Eurotiomycetes; Eurotiales; Aspergillaceae.